UUGGGUGGAAGGAGCAGAUGGGUGCGUGGUUGGACGGCAAUUCGUUGGGAAAGGAGGGGGCAGGAGUUAGGCGUGAUGAGAGGUGGUUGGGUUUGUGGAAUGUUGCGAAGAGUUGGGUGGAAGGAGCAGAUGGGUGCGUGGUUGGACGGCAGUUCGUUGGGAAAGGAAGGGGCAGGAGUUAGGCGUGAUGACAGGUGGUUGGGUUUGUGGAAUGUUGCGGAGAGCUCGACGAAGGGAGUGUAG
Molecule: messenger RNA, 243 nt
Organism: Eimeria tenella
Lineage: Eukaryota; Apicomplexa; Conoidasida; Eucoccidiorida; Eimeriidae
Exons: 2
Source: RefSeq, a predicted model, not a curated record